AUGGCAACACCACUACGCUCGUUCACGGCCACGGGCCUCCUCCGACGAGCCCGGUUACACAGACCCAUAAUUCUCAACGACCCCCCCAUCGUACCAUCCCGGCCCUUCACGGCAAGUGCGGGGCUUUCGUCCUCAUCUUCUUCCGCGACUAAAGCCCUCCUCGAGGACCGAGACUCUGGUUUUGGCUUCGUGCGCCACAACCCGGCGCCUCGAAGCAGCGCACUCGCGCUCCCACGGUACCUCUCCGACGUCGUCGAAACCAUGGGCCCUCACAUCGACGGGCUGAAGCUCGCCGGCGGGUCAUUCAGCCUGUUCCCUGAGGCUCCCUUGCGCCAGCUCAUCGACCUCGCGCACACGCACGGGGUAUACGUCAGCACCGGGGGCUGGAUGGAGCACGUGCUCGCCGGCAGCGGCGGCGACAUCGGCGGCGCCGUCGACAAGUUACCUGGCCAGCUGAGCACGGGGUUCCUGAGCCUGCCGGCGGACGACUGGGCGCGGCUCGCGGAGCGCGUGCAGCGGGCUGGGCUGACGCCGAAGCCCGAAUUGGGCAUCCAGUUUGGCGCGGGCGGCGACACGUCGGCGGCUGAGUUGCGGGGUACUGGGACGAGCGACCCGGGGAAGGUGGUCAAUAUGGCGAAGCGGUUCGUGCGCGAGGUUGGCGUCGAGCGCGUUAUGAUUGAGAGUGAGGGGAUCACGGAGAAUGUGCAGGCUUGGCGGACCGGUGUCAUUCAGUCGAUACUGAGGGAGCUGCCCCUGGAUAAUGUGCAUAUCUACACUUCAGUGUCGAGGCCUGACGCUACUAGGUAUAUCCCAGAGUUUGGUGUGGAUGUGAACCUCUUCGUGGAUCACUCGCAAAUCGUCCAGCUAGCAGGGCUAAGAGCUGGCAUUUGGGGUAAGAGUGAUAUCUUUGGGAAGGUCACUACCGUCAGGCCAUAA
Molecule: messenger RNA, 936 nt
Organism: Hypoxylon fragiforme
Lineage: Eukaryota; Fungi; Ascomycota; Sordariomycetes; Xylariales; Hypoxylaceae
Product: putative sulfonate biosynthesis enzyme
Exons: 4
Coding region: 1-936 (311 amino acids)
Source: RefSeq, a predicted model, not a curated record